This is a messenger RNA of Lachancea lanzarotensis, 1416 nucleotides long. RefSeq names its product LALA0S17e00254g1_1 (gene AFG1). Gene Ontology annotation, biological process: protein quality control for misfolded or incompletely synthesized proteins. The record is from RefSeq and is a predicted model, not a curated record. Lineage: Eukaryota; Fungi; Ascomycota; Saccharomycetes; Saccharomycetales; Saccharomycetaceae. The transcript has a single exon. Gene Ontology annotation, molecular function: ATP hydrolysis activity; ATP binding. Gene Ontology annotation, cellular component: cytoplasm; mitochondrion. Bases 1 to 1416 code for a protein of 471 amino acids.
AUGGGACUAACACGAGCCGGUCCAAAUUUACUGAAAUCUCCAGUGCUCAGAGUCGGGUUUUCAAAAAUUGCGUGUGUACGCUAUAAUUCGAAUUAUUGCAAACCACUGGAGAAAUAUGAACAGCUGGUGAAAUCAAGAAGGCUUAAUGACGAUCCGCUGCAGAGGUCAGUCAUUUUGUCGCUAAGCAAGCUUUACGAAUCGCUUGUAGAGUAUAAACCACCGCAAGUACGAGACCCCAAUCCACUGAGCCAAAUUGGAUGGAGAGCCAGCAUUCUAGGCAAAAUGCUGCUGCCCAAGUACUCCACUGAGGGCAUCCCAAAGGGAAUAUAUCUGUAUGGCGAUGUGGGGUGUGGCAAAACAAUGCUUAUGGAUCUUUUCUACUCGACAGUUCCGCCUCAUCUCACUAAACGAAGAAUGCAUUUCCACCAGUUCAUGCAAUACGUGCAUAAGCGGUCGCACGAACUGGUAAAAGAGCUGAACCUCGACGCUCUGGGAGGCGCCAAACACAAGGAGAUUGAUUCAAUCCCGUUUCUGGCCACAGAAAUUGCACGCCAGUCGAGAGUGUUGUGUUUUGAUGAGUUCCAGGUUACAGACGUGGCAGAUGCCAUGGUUCUUAGAAGACUCAUGACAGCGUUGCUGUCCAAAAAAUACGGUGUGGUUCUUUUUGCCACCAGCAAUAGAAAACCAGAUGACCUGUAUAUCAACGGCAUUCAGCGCGAGUCGUUCAUUCCAUGCAUCGAGCUGCUAAAGCAGAGGACGCAGGUGGUCGAGCUGGACUCCAAGACCGACUACCGCAAAGUGAGCCGCCCACUUUCUUCGGUGUAUUAUUUCCCAUCCGAGGAACUGCAGUACCGGUCGCCGGAGUGUACAAUGGCAAGAAAGCAGCACGUUGAACAGUGGUACGAUUAUUUUUCACAAUUGGAGACGAGUGGCCAAGGCAACGAGCAUCAUGAGUCUCACAUCGACUUCAAGCUCAAAGUUUGGGGCAGAGAGCUAAACGUACCCCGCUGUACCCCAGAAAGGGUUGCGCAGUUCACCUUCAAAGAGCUCUGUGGGAACCCACUUGCUGCUGGGGACUACUUGGCGCUUUCCGGCGCCUUCAAAAGCUUCGUGAUCACCGAUAUUCCUUUUCUGUCAAUCCAUGUCCGCGAUGAAGUACGGCGUUUCAUCACUUUUCUCGAUGCCGUCUACGACAACGGUGGGAAACUCGCCACCACCGCAGCUGCUCCUUUUCAAAAGCUCUUUGUUGAGCCGGAAGCCAUUCUGAACGACUACACCUUGCGUCCCGUGAGUACGGAGAAAGAGGGAAAAGCGCUGGACUCCAAUAUCUUUACGCUGGACGAAGAGCGCUUCGCCUUUGCUAGAGCUUUGAGUAGACUGACUCAGAUGAGUUCUUUGGAUUGGGUUGAGAAGUAA